This is a messenger RNA of Fusarium oxysporum Fo47, 303 nucleotides long. RefSeq lists its product as uncharacterized. The transcript has a single exon. The record is from RefSeq and is a predicted model, not a curated record. Bases 1 to 303 code for a protein of 100 amino acids. NCBI's taxonomy places the organism in Eukaryota, Fungi, Ascomycota, Sordariomycetes, Hypocreales, Nectriaceae.
AUGGCUGGAGUUGUUGCCCUCACGGAAACCUCAAGCCACCUAGAGAUGGUGCUUUGGGCUGAUGAGGAGAACCUCCGCCGGACCGCGCAUUCCACGAUCUUUCGGAACAACCUUACGAAGUAUCUAGGUGUCCACUCCAAAGUUGUUCGUGGCCCUGAACUCUUCUUUCAUGAACCUCGCUUCUGGCUCGACGAGAUCAACAACAACAACAACACCAAGAUUCUGAGGUCCAAAAUCGCCAACAGCAACAGUGGCAGUGGAGAAACCACUGUUGGCAGCGACAUUCAGGAAGAGGGCCGUUAG